AUGGCGGACCGCACUGGGAUGGUCGAUCCCGCCAUCUUUGAAGAUCUCCAAGCCCGCAUCGACGAGGAGACCUCCGUCCGUGAGGAGCUUCGCGGCAUCAUCCAGAACAAAGCUGUACAAUUCAUCCUCGCCAGAGCCCAUUCCACCCCCGCCUAUGCCUUCUCGAAGCUCGUCUCCGACGCUUCACUCGCUAUCGAAGAUGAAGUCAAAAUCAUCGCUAAGCUGUCGCAAGCUGCUGAGAAGCUCCCCUACUACAAAUGGAAUACAAUGUGGUCAAGGCAAAUUCAGGAUGCGACAUACGGAAUUCUCCUCUGCGGCUGGCUAGGUGGAAACGGCAGCGACUCCCAGCCUGGCCGCCUGUUGACCAUUGAAGAGGUGGGAGGCAUCAUGAAUGUGCCGGUCAACCUCAAAGGACGCGACGGUUUCCACCUUACGAUCGAAGAAUACCUCCAAGCCUUGAUCUCUCUCGUCGAUGAGCUGGCCCGCCUUGCACGCAACUCCGUCACUCUCGGCGAUUACCUUAUACCCAUCCUCAUAAGCCAGUUCAUCAAGGAUCUCCACGCCGGCUUCCAGAUCCUCAAUUUGAAGAACGACUCCCUCCGGCGCCGUAGCGAUGGCAUAAAAUACAGGGUUAAGGAAGUCGAGGACGUGGUGUAUGACCUUUCCUUACGGAACUUGAUACCCAAGGACGACAAGGGCAAAAAGGACGACGCCACCUGA
Molecule: messenger RNA, 720 nt
Organism: Mytilinidion resinicola
Lineage: Eukaryota; Fungi; Ascomycota; Dothideomycetes; Mytilinidiales; Mytilinidiaceae
Product: Translin
Exons: 6
Coding region: 1-720 (239 amino acids)
Biological process (GO): RNA metabolic process
Cellular component (GO): nucleus; cytoplasm
Molecular function (GO): RNA binding; sequence-specific DNA binding; single-stranded DNA binding
Source: RefSeq, a predicted model, not a curated record